AUGGUAAGGUUUAAUGGACAGGUCACAUAUCCAAACAUGAUGGAAUUUUUCGAGAGGCUUGGAGUGGAUAUGGAACUCUCCGACAUGUCCUUUGCCGUGAGCUUGGACAAAGGACAAGGAUGCGAAUGGGGUAGCCGAAAUGGACUAUCAAGUUUGUUUGCGCAAAAGAAGAAUGCUCUAAAUCCAUAUUUUUGGAAAAUGAUUAAAGAGAUCGUCAAAUUUAAGGAUGACGUGUUAAAUUACCUUGAAGAGCUUGACGGUAAUCUAGACAUUGACCGGAAUGAAACAUUAGGCCAUUUCAUUCAGUCGCGUGGCUAUUCUGAAUUAUUUCAGAAGGCCUAUCUUAUACCGAUAUGUGGUUCAAUCUGGUCAUGCUCUUCGGAGGGAGUAAUGAGCUUCUCUGCAUAUUCCAUACUUUCAUUUUGCCGAAAUCACCAUCUUCUACAGGUUUAUUUACUAGAAGAAGGGAUUAUCUUAGGUUGUACUGUAAGUUGCAAGGAUGGCUCAGAAGACAAAUAUAACGAGUGCAUUAUUGCUGCUCAUGCCCCUGACGCUUUAAAGAUGUUAGGAAAGCAGGCAACAUUUGACGAAUUACGUAUACUUGGAGCAUUUCAAUACGCCUAUAGUGAUAUUUACCUCCACCGUGACAAAAAAUUCAUGCCCAAAAACACGGCUGCAUGGAGCGCAUGGAAUUUUCUCGGGACUAUUAAUAGCAAAGUUUGCGUCACUUAUUGGCUCAACAUUCUCCAGAACAUAAGCGAGAAAGGGCUUCCUUUUCUAGUGACACUUAAUCCGCCUUCGAAACCCGAACACUCUUUGCUCAAGUGGUCGACCGGCCACCCGAUUCCAUCAGUGGCCGCAACUAAAGCUUCACAACAGCUAAAUAUGAUCCAAGGAAAGAGGAAAAUAUGGUUCUGUGGAGCAUAUCAAGGCUAUGGCUUUCAUGAAGAUGGCCUAAAGGCAGGCAUGCUCGUUGCUAAUAGCGUGCUUCGAAAAAGUUGUACACUAAUGUACAACCCAAAGCACAUGGUACCUUCGUGGCUCGAGACAGGGGCACGUACACUUGUCACUAGGUUUCUCGAGCGUUUUAUAGAAACCGGCUCCAUAACUUUGCUAGAAAGCGGAGGUACAAUGUAUGUAUUUGAAGGAACGAGAAGAGCGAGCCCUUUGAAAGUCUACUUGAGAAUUCAUUCUCCACAGUUUUAUUGGAAGGUAGCAACUGAAGCAGAUUUAGGUCUGGCUGAUGCUUAUAUUAAUGGGGAUUUCUCUUUUGUUGACAAGAAUGAAGGUCUUCUCAACCUCUUCAUGAUAUUUAUUGGCAACAGAGAUUUAAGCAUUUCUACCUCAAACUUAAACAACAAAAGAGGAUGGUGGACACCAUUGCUUUUCACUUCUGCAUUAGCAUCCGCAAAGUACUUCUUUCAACAUUUGUCGAGAAAAAACACACUAACUCAGGCACGACGUAACAUUUCAAGGCAUUAUGAUCUAGAAAGCGUUAUCUCCUGUCAGUUGGCAAGAGUGAGUAAAAAAGAUCACGUUUUGGAGAUAGGUUGUGGUUGGGGUACUUUAGCAAUUGAAGUUGUUAAGCGAACUGGAUGCAAAUAUACUGGCAUCACUUUAUCAGAAGAGCAGCUAAAAUAUGCUGAAAUUAAAGUAAAGGAAGUUGGUCUACAGGACCAUAUAAAGUUCCAUCUUUGUGACUAUCGCCAGCUGCCCAAAAUUGAGAAAUAUGACCGGAUAAUAUCUUGUGAGAUGUUAGAAGCUGUAGGUCAUGAAUAUAUGGAAGACUUCUUUAGGUGCUGCGAGUCUGUGUUAGCAGAAGACGGCCUCCUUGUUCUUCAGUUUAUAUCGAUACCAGAUGAGAGGUAUGAGGAGUACAGACGCAGUUCGGACUUCAUUAAAGAAUAUAUAUUCCCAGGUGGAUGUUUACCUUCACUUAGCCGAGUAACAUCAGCCAUGGCUGCAGCAUCAAGACUAUGUGUGGAGCACCUUGAAGACAUAGGAAUCCAUUAUUACCAAACACUCAGAUGUUGGCGGGAAAACUUCCUCGCAAAGCAAAGAGAAAUCCUGGAGCUUGGGUUCGAUGAGAAGUUCAUAAGGACAUGGGAGUACUAUUUCGACUAUUGUGCCGCUGGCUUCAAAACUUGUACUCUUGGAAACUAUCAGGCAUGCCCUGCUACUUUAUCUUCUCUGAAAAAUUGA
Messenger RNA from Striga asiatica, 2202 nucleotides. The record is from the annotation of a GenBank genome assembly. Lineage: Eukaryota; Viridiplantae; Streptophyta; Magnoliopsida; Lamiales; Orobanchaceae.